Molecule: messenger RNA, 1107 nt
Organism: Colletotrichum graminicola M1.001
Lineage: Eukaryota; Fungi; Ascomycota; Sordariomycetes; Glomerellales; Glomerellaceae
Exons: 1
Coding region: 1-1107 (368 amino acids)
Source: RefSeq, a predicted model, not a curated record
AUGUGCUUCCGCGAUGGCGACCAGCCACUCUCGCCCUACAGCAACUCCAAAACUCCACUGGCCGAGAUGGGCCACGACACCAGGAAUGGAGUACACCUUGGACAGUCCAGGGUCUACAAGAUUCAGAGAGAAACUCCUCCCAAAAGCAAACCCGUUUCCUCCCCAGCUUCCACUGCGAGAAGCACCACGAUCACAGACUCGUCUGUAUCGUGUCGCGUCGGGACCAACACGCUCUCCACCGAGAACCGAUACACUUUAGCAGAGGCGGCUGCUCGUGUAGCCUUCGCCGACCGUUGCGGCAGCUGCGGAUCGCGGGCUCGCGUCGUUUCAAUCCCGCCCGGUCCCUCGACCAAGGGCAAGCCUGUGGGCGCCGUCAAGGAGAAGCCUCUUCCCAGCCGGCCAAGAUCGGUUCAUGGAAGCAAAACACCCAGCUCUUUGCGUAGCGCUACCACAUACGAGCCUCAAUCGGGCCCGUCAAGCUACUUUACUCGCGAGAGCGGAGAGAGGAGCCAGAGUGCUGCGAACACUCGUAUUUCGACCCCUCUCACUCCGGGCCACAAUGACCUCCACCAUCGAAUUACAGACUGGGCCUUUGACACUGCCUCGCACAAAAUCUCCAUUGAGAAGCCCCUGGACAUGGUUUCCGAAGAAGCGUCCGAUGAGAGGAGCCAGAGUGCUGCGCAGAGCACCCAUAUUUCAACGCCUCCCACACUAGGUCACAAUGACCUCCACUGCCGAGUUAAACACUGGGCCUCCAACAUCCCAUCGCACAAAACCUUCAUUGAAAGACCCCUGAAUAUGGUCUCUGAAGAAGCGUCCAGUGCUGCGCAGAGCACUUAUAUUUCAACACCUCUCACGGCAGGUCACAAUGACCGCCACCGUCGAGCUACACACUUGGCCUCCAACACCACCUCACACAGAAACACCGCCUCACACAAAACUAUCAUUAAGAAGCCCCUGGAUAUGGUCUCCGAAAAAGCGUCUGGCGCUACUAUGCCGUACCCAGUUUAUGAACCCACCAAGCGGAGGAGAAGGGGGGGGAAGAAGAGCACCGUCGCCACGAGUCACCUGGCGAGGCGAUCUAUGCGAUCAGAGACUGAGCAUUGA